AUGUUUGGUAAACUAUUUUUAUUAUCAUCAAUUAUCUGCGUACUUUUUCGAAUUUCUCGAUGUCAACAAAUUGAUUUGAAUAUUUGUCCAAAUGGUCUUACACCGUCACCAACAGACCCGAAAUGGCCUACAACAAUUCCGAAUCAUUUUGAAAUUUUCAGUGAAAUUACAACAGAUAUUGCAACUUUUGAAGUUACGCAAUCAUUUGUUGAAUCUCGUAGAGAUCAUAUUCAUUUUCGUACUUAUGAGAAAAAUCUAGAAGUAUAUUAUGAUUUCGAUACAAACGAAAUAUUUACUAUCAAUGAUGAUUUACAAUGUGCUCGUUCGGAAAUACAACCAAAUGAAAAUUUCCCAUUUAUUACUAGUCAAUAUCUUAAACCAUCGAUUUUAUUAGGGUUCGAUGGACGAAAUAAUAAUAAUAUUGGAUUUUUUACACGAUAUAUUGGAGAACAGACGAUUCAUGGUGGAAUUUUAACAGAAAAAUUUCAAUCAUGUUUUUAUAUAUAUCAAGGAAAUUUAACAAUUAAUGCAACUUAUUAUUUAACUGCGUUGCCACCAAAUGAAGCGAAUAUACAUCGGAUAUCUGAUUUAGUUCAAAUCGAUGUUCGAUCAAAUAAUUAUCCAUAUACAUUGAAUAUUAUUCGUUAUGUAUCCAAUCCUUCAUCUACUCUAACAACACCAUCAGGUGUAUACUGUCCAAAUCGAAUACAAACUAAAGAAUUUCCUAACAAUUUACCAUCACGUUUAUCAUUACAUUCUGAAGCUUAUACAAUUAAAAAUACGGAUAUCCCAUCAAGAAUUGAAACAUACAAUCGUCUUAUUGAUGAAACAUUAAAAUUCGAGAGAAUCGAUUAUGAUUUAGGUGUGGCGUUAAAACCGAUGUUACCCGAUACAGCAUUCGUUGAUUAUGCAUAUAAUUUAACGUAUAUGUAUACACGUGCAACAGAGCAAUGCACAGUACAGAAUGCCAAUGCUAAUCCAAUGGAAACAGUAACUGAAAUAUUAUUUCAAUUCGGUGCUCUUGGUGAUUCGAUUAAAUUUCAAUACACUGGAUUAACUACUUGUGGACGUAAACAUCUUCAAUGUUAUAGAUGGAUUGGUCAACGUAAUAUAAAUAAUGUCAUUCAACAAUAUGAAUGGUAUUGGAGUGCAAAAUAUAAUGAAAUAGAUUUGUCAGAAUUUAUUCCGAUUAAAGUUAAUGUGAUGACAACAUCGGUAGUAGGACCACCAAAAGUCACCAAUCAAGAAAUAAGUUUCUUCAACUAUAAUCCUCGACCGAAUUCAAUGGAAGCUAUUGACUCAACAAUUAGCAAAUGUUAUCGAGCAUUAGGACCAAGUAAGAAUUAUAAUUAUGCUAUUCUUCGUAUGACGCUAAACAAUGAUGAUAAAUAUCCAGUUCAUCAAUAUUUACUAUCGCUUCAAAAUCGUGUUCACAUGCAAUUAGCAAAUGAUCUUAAAAUUCGUCAUGUUCGUCUAUCAUCAUUUGUUAUUGAUGCAACACGUGAUACAACUGAUCAUCAAGAUAAAGAUGUUUAUAUUACAUUUACACUUCUUGACAAUCCACCGGCCUCGUCCGAUUCUCUUAAAGAAUCGUCAUCACUUGAAUUGAUACGAAAAUUAGCUAGACAAAUAAAUGAUGGAAAUUUUCAUGUACGAGAUUCUGAUGGAGCUUUUGAUUUACAAGCUCGACCGAAUAGUCUACGAACAUUGGUACUUUAUUUAUUACCAUCAGAAAAUCACACAAAUUAUUUUAAUGAAACAGUAUUUGUUUAUCAAAAUGUUACACAAACAAUUAUUAAACAACGACAGAAAUUAGUUUAUAAAAGUACAGGUCCACAAAUAGCUGCUUUAUGGACGGGCUUUACUUUACUAGGUGUUAUUGUUGCAUUGGCUAUAGGCUCAUUCAUUGCAAUAAGAAAAUGGACACCGAUUAUUGAUUAUCAAAGAACAUAA
Molecule: messenger RNA, 1953 nt
Organism: Rotaria socialis
Lineage: Eukaryota; Metazoa; Rotifera; Eurotatoria; Philodinida; Philodinidae
Source: the annotation of a GenBank genome assembly